CGUUCUCUCUCUGUUACUACUACUGUUUUGCUGGCAUCAUCAUUUCCGACUCGGGCAGUUGUAUACCUUUUCUUCACCAUUUUUGCUUCUUUAUAACUACCGCUGUUAUAAUCCGUCUAUGAUCCCUAUUCUGGAUGCUCUUCUGCCCAGUCGCUAGGUAGUCGCAGCAAACAAUUACAGCAAACAGCGUCGCGGUGGUGGUUCCCGAGGAACUGUCCGGGUUGUCGAGACUGGCGCAUUGAGACACCUGCGCCAGCCGUGACGUCCAUGGGCCGUGCUGGAAGAUGAACUCGUUGAAUAUCCUUUCGUCUCGAGUCAUUGGCCAGUCUUCCAAUUCGAAUCGCAUCCGUCAACGUUCCCGAUCGCAAGGAGACAACGUCCCACCAUCCAAGAGUCCGCCGGACGAUGUCGGAAAGCACCGGUCCUACAGCGAUGAUGAGGUUUCUUCGAAUAACAUUCUGGAAAAGCAGGAUGGCGACAUAUCCGAAUCGACCGAUGACAUAGCCGAUACUGUUGGGAGUCCUGUAUUAAACGAGAAGUCGCCGUUACUGCUACGCGAAUUCAAGAAAGACGGUCCAUUAGCUGCGAGAAGCACUACGGGAUCAAUUGCGCAGCGUAUAUUUGAUGCGAUUACGGAAACUAUUAAGUUUAUUCUAUCUACUUUGGCGGCUCCAGGAGUCUUUGCGGCGCAAUGUUUCCGAGACGAUGACGGUCACUAUUCCCCCAUGGCUCCGGUACGAAAGCUCCGACGAUCCAUCGCAAGAGGCUCGCAUAGAAAGAGGACGAGUAAAGGCGGAGGCAAACAAGGAGAUGUGCGCAAGCGUCGCAGUACACGAAAAUCCAAGAGCCAUAUCCCACGAGAGUCGAUCGCGUCGAAUACUUCUGAAUCGGAAGGGAGUGUAGUGAAGAGUCUCACUUCUAGCGGCAAGAGCCGGUCGUCUACUAAAGCGAACAAUUCAGAUCAAGCUUUGGAGGGCCCCCGUCGAUCAAUUCGGAUCAAAUUGCACAACGAAGAAACCUUGCAGCGACAAAGACAACGUCGGAGUCAGAGCGCCGAUCUGCGGCAGCCAUCGCAUGAUGACGGUUCCCGGGCAGGGUCCGUCAGUCUAGAUAGUAUCAAGUCGCCCACAUCUCCAUCGUCUUCCGUUCAUCGCAUUACCAAGUACCCACAUGCACCCGCUCCCCCACGACCGCUGAUUCCUCCACGUCUGCCUUCGUACACUGCGGCUCCACGCAAUGCCAAAAUUCCGCAGAAGACUCUUGUUCUGGAUCUCGACGAAACCCUCAUACACUCACUGGCCAAAGGCGGCCGCAUGUCUAGCGGUCACAUGGUCGAGGUCAAACUGUCAGCACCCAUGACCACCGCUCUCACGCCAGGUGGACCGCCCACGAUGCUAGGACCGCAGCACCCUAUUCUCUACUACGUCCACAAACGACCUCAUUGUGAUGAUUUUUUGCGCAAGGUCUGCAAGUGGUUCAAACUGGUGGUCUUCACAGCCAGUGUCCAGGAAUACGCCGAUCCGGUCAUUGACUGGCUGGAACAAGAGCGGAAGUAUUUCCAGGCGCGGUAUUACCGUCAACAUUGUACGUUUCGGAACGGGGCGUAUAUCAAAGAUCUGAGCGCUGUGGAGCCGGACUUGAGCAAGGUGAUGAUCUUGGAUAACAGUCCUAUGAGCUAUAUUUUCCACGAGGAUAACGCCAUUCCAAUUGAAGGUUGGAUCAACGACCCAACAGAUAACGGCCUACUUCACCUGAUCCCGAUGCUAGAAGCAUUACAAUACGUGACCGACGUCCGCGCCCUUCUUGCAUUGCGCAGGGGGGAAGCAGAGGCAUGAUAACCGCGCGUGAUUGUUUAUUUGUCCCUUUUCUGUAAAGAUGGUUGGAAAAGAGCCAUGAUCGUAUCAUUUUAUACCAUACCCCCGGCUCACCAUGCCCUCUCUGGUUAUUAUUAGUUUUGCUGCUGCUUUUAUAUUCCUUGUAAUAAGUUGACCUUUUCUUUUUCUUUU
Molecule: messenger RNA, 2006 nt
Organism: Aspergillus ruber CBS 135680
Lineage: Eukaryota; Fungi; Ascomycota; Eurotiomycetes; Eurotiales; Aspergillaceae
Gene: nemA
Product: Nem1-Spo7 phosphatase catalytic subunit NEM1
Exons: 3
Coding region: 285-1835 (516 amino acids)
Molecular function (GO): protein serine/threonine phosphatase activity
Source: RefSeq, a predicted model, not a curated record